UAUUUUACAAAUCGCGUCUAAUCUAUGUAUGUACAUACAACUCAUCCAUGGUUAUUGGCAACUGUCAAGCAAGCUUCCGACAAGCUUGUAUGUAAAACAGAUCGACAGUUCGGGGAGGUGAAAUAAACAUGCGUGCGGUGUGCAAAGUGGUAUUGGGCCCAAAAUAAGAUUGAUUACGAGCAUCUUCGAUAUCGCGCACCUCAAGAGCGUCGCGAUAAGCGCACACUUCGUUGCCGUGCACAUGACAAUGAGCGUUCUCGCGCUUUGGCACUCGUUCUGAGUCACGGAAUCUACGAUAAGAGUUCUCGGCAUUCGCAACGAAGAGUGGAGUGGAUCUCUCUUGCUCUUUUUUUCGUGAUACUGCGAUGCCGCUGCGUUUCAGCGGCGCGAAGAAUAAUGCGUUGUCAUUGAUGACGGUCGGAGGGCACGCGUCCUCGUGCUUGUCAACGUCGAUUCGACGGUGAACGGAGAAAGAGAGAGAGAGAGAGAGAUGGGCAAACAAAACGGUUCGUGCUGGUGGUGCGUAAAGGCCGUCAAGUGGAUACCAGUGAUAUUCAUUUUGACAAUUGUCGCCUGGUCCUAUUACGCUUACGUCGUGCAACUAUGCUACUAUACAAUAGACAGCUAUGUUCAAAAAGCUUUCUACCUGAUUUUCUUCCACAUCUUAAUUCUGAUGUUUUUAUGGUCAUAUUGGCAGACAGUGUACACAAACUUAAUGCCGGUGCCUGAUAAGUUUAAAAUACCUGAUGUUGAAAUGGAGAAACUACAGCAAGCUGAAACAGAAGAAGCACAGAGACAAAUUUUGGAAAGAUUUGCACAAGAUCUUCCAGUUACUAAUCGCACUAUAAAAGGAGCUAUGCGAUUUUGCGAGAAAUGUCAGUUAAUAAAGCCUGAUAGGGCACACCAUUGCAGCGUAUGUGGCACUUGUGUCCUAAAAAUGGAUCAUCAUUGUCCAUGGGUGAAUAAUUGUGUAGGCUUCCACAACUACAAAUUUUUUAUGCUGUUCCUGGCAUACGCACUUCUUUACUGUAUGUUUAUUACCGCCACAUCUUUACAAUACUUUAUACGAUUUUGGAAAGGUGAAUUAGAUGGAAUGGGCCGAUUUCAUCUACUAUUUCUUUUUUUUGUUGCGUUGAUGUUUGCAGUCAGUCUUAAUUCCCUUUUCUUCUACCAUUGCUAUCUUGUUGUGCAUAAUAGGUCAACGCUAGAGGCCUUCAGAACACCUAUGUUUCGAACAGGGAAAGACAAGGAUGGAUUUAGUCUGGGAAAAUACAAUAAUUUUCAGGAAGUAUUUGGUGACAAUCCACGGCUUUGGUUUCUUCCUAUAUUUAGUAGUCUGGGAAAUGGUGUCGUCUAUCCAGUAAGAUCGCAACACCAGGGCACACCCAAUACUUAUGACUCCAUGGGCAGUACUCAGAACAGCUUUGGAGACGGGGUAAACUUUCCUGAGCGGCUGUGUAAUGAGGAUACACAUACUCUGUUGGGCACCCACGGCACCCAACAGUGGGGUGAUGAAACCGAGUUUGAUUCCCCACCUCCCUACGUAAAUCAGCACUGCUGUGAUAGGUCCUUCUGUUGAUGUCGACCAACCACUGAUGAAUACCACAGAAUCUGUCUGAAUAGCACCGUGUUUUUAUGACAAAUCGAUAUAGGUAUGUGCUUUCAUGCAAUUGCUAUUUUUGCUUUAUGAUACCGAGUAUAAUUCGGAAUAUAAAUUUAAUUUAUAUUUGAUGUGUGCUUUUUUACAUUGUAAAGAAACAUUUCUUUAAAUUAUUGGCAUUGUGCAUUCAAAUUUUUUGUUCUGUAAGUGGAAAUCACACUAAAUUGUUAGUCCAGUAAAUGCAAAUAUUUUUUGACAUUACGGAGUGUAUCUCCUGCGUACACAUCAAGAGAUUUGAAUAUAUUAACUGUAUUAUAUAUAUAUAUAUAUAUAUAUAUAUAUAUAUAUAUAUAUAUAUUAUAUAUAUAUUGUAAUAUAUAUUAUACAUGGAUCAUUGUUAAACAAAUUGUUAUAAUUACUUGUAAUUUUAAUCAUAGUACGCAGAUAUAAUUAGAUUAGCCUAUUAUAAUGUAAUACAUUAAUAUCUAUGUUAAACUACUUUAUAAUUGCUUGAGUGUGUAGACUUGUAUCAUAAAUAAUGAGACGAGUCAUUGCAGUAUAAUCCAGGAAUUACUGCAUUUGCAAUGACUAUCUGUCAAAAUAUAGACAUAUAUGGGUGUGUUGAAUAAAACCAGAUUUAUAAAUAAA
Nylanderia fulva is the source of this 2248-nucleotide messenger RNA. RefSeq names its product palmitoyltransferase ZDHHC2. Gene Ontology annotation, molecular function: palmitoyltransferase activity. Lineage: Eukaryota; Metazoa; Arthropoda; Insecta; Hymenoptera; Formicidae. The record is from RefSeq and is a predicted model, not a curated record.